AGGGAGGCGGUAGCGCCCGGCUCACCCUGCCCGCUCCCCUAAGAGGAGGCGCCAGCGGGUCUGGGGCUGUCUGCAGCAUGCCGACGAGUUUCACGGUGGUGCCGGUGGAGGCGCAGGGCGAGGAGCGGCAGCGGGAUGGGCAGCUGCGAGAGGAGGAAGAUGAAGGCGACGAGAGGGACCGGGGUCCUGGGGAUGGGAUUGCCUGGGAAAGUAGUCCAUUUAUUAACUGUGCAGAAUUGGGCAGAGGAAACAUGUAUGAAGGAAAGAAUAUGGCUCUCUUUGAGGAAGAAAUGGAUAGUAACCCCAUGGUGUCAUCUCUUCUGAAUAAACUAGCAAACUACACUAAUCUGACUCAAGGAGUGGUGGAACAUGAAGCAGAUGAAGACAGCAAACGAAAGGAAGUCAAGGGUCCACGAAUGGGCACUUUUAUUGGUGUAUAUCUUCCCUGUUUGCAAAACAUCUUGGGAGUUAUCCUUUUCCUGCGUUUAACAUGGAUUGUAGGAACAGCUGGAGUUCUUGAGUCUUUCAUUAUUGUGUUCAUGUGUUGUGCUUGUACUAUGCUAACUGCAAUUUCAAUGAGUGCUAUAGCAACAAAUGGUGUAGUUCCAGCUGGAGGCUCUUACUACAUGAUUUCAAGAUCUUUAGGGCCAGAGUUUGGUGGAGCAGUGGGACUUUGUUUCUACUUGGGCACAACCUUUGCAGGAGCAAUGUACAUUCUUGGUACCAUUGAAAUUUUAUUGACUUAUAUUUCUCCAAGUGCUGCUAUAUUUAAAGUGGCAGAUGUUGGUGAUGAAACAGAGGCUAUGCUGAACAACAUGAGAGUCUAUGGAACAUGUAUUGUCAUUCUGAUGGCCAUAGUAGUUUUUGUGGGAGUAAAGUAUGUCAACAAACUUGCACUGGUCUUCCUUGCUUGUGUUAUUCUUUCCAUCAUUGCCAUAUAUGCUGGAGUUAUUAAGACUGCUUUUGACCCACCUGAGUUUCCUAUCUGUCUCCUUGGAAACCGUACAUUGUCAAAACGCAACUUUGAUGUCUGUGCCAAAUUUACUGAAAGCAAUAAUGAAACAAAGACUACACCUUUGUGGCGCCUGUUCUGUGAUAGUUCUUUGCUUAAUGCUACAUGUGAUGAUUACUUCAGUCUCAAUAAUGUAACAGAAAUCCAAGGAAUUCCAGGAAUAAUGAGUGGAGUUCUAACUGAUAAUCUCUGGAGUGCCUAUUCAGAAAAAGGAUCAGUAGUUGAGAAAAAAGAUCAGCCAUCAGUUGCUGGAUCAGAAGAGUCAAAAAUGGCUGGACUUCCUUAUGUUUUUACAGACAUCAUGACCUACUUCACAAUGCUUGUAGGGAUUUAUUUUCCAUCUGUGACAGGUAUUAUGGCAGGUUCAAAUAGAUCUGGAGAUCUAAAGGAUGCUCAAAAAUCUAUUCCUACUGGUACAAUUUUGGCUAUUUCAACUACAUCUUUUAUUUAUCUCUCCUGUAUAGUAUUGUUUGGUGCCUGUAUAGAAGGUGUAAUAUUAAGAGAUAAGUUUGGAGAAGCAGUUAAUGGAAAUCUGGUGGUUGGUACACUGGCCUGGCCUUCUCCGUGGGUUAUUGUGAUUGGUUCAUUCUUUUCAACAUGUGGUGCUGGUCUCCAGAGUCUCACUGGUGCACCCCGACUAUUGCAGGCCAUUGCAAGAGAUGGAAUUGUACCGUUUAUUCAAAUAUUUGGUCAUGGAAAAGCAAAUGGAGAACCAACUUGGGCUCUGCUCCUCACUGUUGGUAUUUGUGAAAUAGGAAUUUUGAUAGCCUCAUUGGACAGUGUAGCACCGAUUCUUUCUAUGUUUUUCCUUAUGUGUUAUAUGUUUGUAAAUCUGGCUUGUGCAGUUCAGACACUUUUGCGAACUCCCAACUGGAGACCUCGUUUCAAGUAUUACCACUGGACUCUUUCAUUCCUGGGGAUGAGUUUAUGUCUUGCCUUGAUGUUCAUUUGCUCUUGGUACUAUGCUUUGAUUGCCAUGCUAAUCGCAGGAUGUAUAUACAAAUACAUAGAAUAUAGAGGAGCGGAAAAAGAAUGGGGCGAUGGAAUCCGAGGCCUGUCUCUGAAUGCAGCUCGCUAUGCUUUGCUUCGUGUUGAAGACGGUCCUCCUCACACCAAGAACUGGAGACCUCAACUUUUGGUCUUGUUAAACUUGGAUAAUGAGCAGUUAGUCAAACACCCUAGAUUGCUUUCUUUUACCUCUCAGUUGAAGGCUGGUAAAGGACUGACUAUUGUGGGUUCUGUGCUUCAGGGAAUCUACUUAGAUAAAUGUACAGAAACUCAGAAAGCUGAAGAGAAUGUUAAGGCCUUAAUGGGUGUAGAAAAGACUAAAGGAUUUUGCCAGAUUGUGGUAUCUCCUAACUUCAGAGAUGGAAUAUCCUAUUUGAUUCAGUCAGCUGGUCUAGGAGGGAUGAAGCACAACACAGUCCUGAUGGCAUGGCCACAGUCAUGGAAGCAGACAGACAAUCGUUUCUCAUGGAAAAAUUUUGUUGAUACUGUACGAGAAACAACUGCAGCUCAACAAGCACUUUUGGUAGCUAAAAACAUUGACUUAUUUCCAACAAAUCAAGAACGUUUUACUGAAGGAAAUAUCGAUGUGUGGUGGAUUGUUCAUGAUGGUGGUAUGCUGAUGUUGCUGCCUUUUCUCCUUCGACAGCACAAGGUUUGGAGAAAAUGUAAAAUGCGUAUCUUCACCGUUGCUCAAAUGGAUGAUAAUAGCAUUCAAAUGAAGAAGGAUCUUCAGAUGUUCUUAUACCACCUUAGACUAAAUGCUCAAGUGGAAGUUGUUGAAAUGUUUGAAAAUGAUAUUUCUGCGUUCACAUAUGAGAAGACGCUUAUGAUGGAACAGCGAUCUCAGAUGCUAAAACAGAUGCAGCUAUCAAAGAAUGAAAGAGAAAGGGAGAUUCAGAGCAUCACAGAUGAGUCUCGAGGCUCAAUUAGAAGAAAAAGCUACUCCAGUCCAUUGUCCAUUGUCCAAGAUACUCAGGCACUGCUGACUAAUGAUUAUCAAGAGGAAGAGGCUCAGCUGAUCCAUGAUAAAAACACUGCCUCACGCUCUGCUCCAGCAGUUGAAGCAAGUGUGGCUGCUGCUGUGCCAGAGAAAGUGCAGAUGACCUGGACUAAAGAAAAGUUUGUAGCAGAAAAGCAUAAAAACAAGGAUUCAAAUGUGUCUGGCUUUAAAGAUAUUUUCAACAUGAAGCCGAAUCAGUCAAAUGUGAGAAGAAUGCACACUGCUGUGAAGCUCAAUGGAGUAGUGCUUAAUAAAUCACAGCAUGCUCAGCUAGUUCUCCUGAAUAUGCCUGGACCUCCUAAAAACAGAAAAGGGGAUGAAAACUACAUGGAAUUUCUGGAAGUUCUGACAGAAGGUCUAGAUAGAGUUCUCCUAGUCCGAGGCAGUGGACGUGAAGUGAUCACCAUUUAUUCUUAAUCUGUUUGCAUGUGUUUUUCAAACACAACACAUCCCCACCAUAAGAAAAUGAAGUUUUUUGGCCAUAAUUUGAGCAGCUUCUUUGUCUUCUAGUGCAUUGAAAAUUAGCUGCAAGCUGAAUCUUCUGAUGAUGUGGGGUUUUUUUCCUAGCAAGAUGUUCAAUUUAAAUAAUAUUUUAAGCAGAUUUAUGUAGAAAAUUAAUAAAUGGUGAAUUAAUAAAUGGUGGAUAGCUUAGGAUAUUUAUAUGUAGCAUAUUCUAACACUUUUUAAGCUGUGCUAAAACAAAAAAAAAUGGUAAUGCAAUCAUAUUUUUAAAGAUACAGAAAUGUCAGCAACUUUUGAUUAUUUUAAUGUUUGUUCUGCAUCUAAAUAAAAGGGAAAGGUUUUAGAAAAGGUUGUCUUUUUUUCUUACCAAAAUGCUGCUAUAUUGCUUCUUUGGGAAUUAGUUGUGGUUCAGGAGCCUUCCUUCAGAGAUGUAUACAGCCAGUCAAAUUUGUUUAUGUUGUGCAUUAAGUGUUUCCCAGAAGUUCGUUAUUUGCAAUACCUGUUAAAAAUAAUAUUUCUGUAUUUAAAGUACUGAGGUAGAUGAAACCUCCAGAUGAUAGUAAACAGAUAAGCCGUGUGAGUUUUUUUUCUAUGAGGUACUGGCAGUUACCGUUAUUUUGAAUGAUUAUAACAAUAAUGAAACAUGAGAGCGUCCAUCUUAUAUGAAGGCUAUGGUACAGGAACUCCACCUGGUUCCAAAUAUAAUUCAACAGUUGAUAAACCACAACAAGGUGGUUAAUGAAAUGCAGUCUCUUGUUUUCAAAUCUGUAUAUUUUGAAAAUAUAUGUAUGUGCUGCUGUUUGAAAUAAAAUCUGCUUUUCUGAACUGAA
Messenger RNA from Vidua macroura (Pin-tailed whydah), 4312 nucleotides. RefSeq names its product solute carrier family 12 member 7 (gene SLC12A7). The transcript is spliced from 25 exons. Gene Ontology annotation, molecular function: potassium:chloride symporter activity. Gene Ontology annotation, cellular component: membrane. Gene Ontology annotation, biological process: chloride ion homeostasis; cell volume homeostasis; potassium ion import across plasma membrane. The record is from RefSeq and is a predicted model, not a curated record. NCBI's taxonomy places the organism in Eukaryota, Metazoa, Chordata, Aves, Passeriformes, Viduidae. Bases 78 to 3437 code for a protein of 1119 amino acids.